This is a messenger RNA of Nicotiana tabacum (common tobacco), 1245 nucleotides long. NCBI's taxonomy places the organism in Eukaryota, Viridiplantae, Streptophyta, Magnoliopsida, Solanales, Solanaceae. The record is from RefSeq and is a predicted model, not a curated record.
AUGGCUUUAAUUAGAAAGCUAAUUACUACAAUUUUAAUAGUUAUUUUCUUUGUAUCAAUAGUUUCUGCAGCUAGGAAUAGAUUGCAAAUAUUGAGUGAUCAAAAUGAAGAUGGUAUUUGUAUUUCUAUGGUGGAAACUCAAGGCUAUGGUUGUGAAGAACAUAAGGUGACAACUGAGGAUGGUUAUAUUCUCAGUUUACAGAGAAUUCCUAAGGGAAUAUCUGGAAAGGCAGCAACUAAGCCACCUGUUCUUCUGCAACAUGGACUAUUGAUGGAUGGAAUUACAUGGCUGUUAAAUCCUCCAGAUCAAUCUUUAGCUUUCAUUUUAGCUGAUGAAGGUUAUGAUGUUUGGAUUGCAAAUACAAGAGGAACUAAAUAUAGCCAAGGACAUACUUCACUUAGUCCUCAAGAUCCAGCAUAUUGGGAAUGGUCAUGGGAUGAAUUGGUGGAUUUCGAUUUACCUGCUACACUUAAGUAUGUUCAUGAUCAAACUGGCCAAAAGCUACACUAUGUUGGCCAUUCUCUGGGGACCCUAAUUGCAUUGGCUGCAAUUUCACAAAAUAAGUUGGUAGACAUGUUGAGAUCAGCAGCUUUGUUAAGUCCUAUUGCUUAUUUGGGGCAAGUGAGAUCUCCUCUUGCAAAAAGUGCAUCUAAAGAUUUUAUAGCUGAAGGUUUGUAUUGGUUGGGAAUCCAUGAAUUUGAUCCAAGAGGAGAUGCUGUUGUCAAACUUUUGCAAAAAAUCUGCCAAGAUCCAGGCAACAAUUGCAGUGACUUGAUGUCUUCUUUCACUGGUCCAAAUUGCUGUGUGAACUCUUCAAGAACUGAUAUUUUUCUUGAGCAUGAACCACAGGCAACAGCAACAAAAAACAUGGUCCAUAUUGCCCAAAGUAUUCAGGCCAACGCUGGUGCACAAACAUCUCCUUUUAAUGCUGCAACUGUUAAUUGGAGGGACAUGAACAUGUUUCAACUUUCUCUAAUGAAGAUGGACUUAAUAAGAGCACAACUGGGAAUGAUUGGACUGUGUGGGAACCGCAAGUGCGAGGCUGUAAGAGCGAAGGAAGAGCCGCAGGUGCGGCUAAGGGAUACCUGGGCUCAGACCACAUGUGCGAUGGAAAUCCCGCAUCUGCGGUGGUCGCAGAAUCAGUUUGGGAGGCGCAGAUGCGCAGAAGGAUCGCAUGUGUGGCUUGGGUCCCGCAUCUGCGAUGACCGCAGAUGCGGUCAAGUGAUCGCAAAAGCGGAGUCAUGA